UCCUUCCCCCUCCGCCUCUCUCUUUCCCGUUUUUCGAUAAUCAUCAACAAUUUGGAGAUUCUCUCCAUUUUUCCCCUCCGCAUUGAGCCUCGCCUAGCUUAGCUUUCAUAUUCCGGGUUUUUUUUUUUUAAUUUUCCUAAAUGGCCUACGAGGAUCUGUAUCAUAAGGACCUGAAGUCGAAGGUGGAUUGCCUGAUUUUUGAUCUUGAUGAUACUUUAUACCCUCUGAGCUCUGGCAUAGCUAGCGAGUGCCUCAAAAACAUCGGAGAGUAUAUGGUGGAGAAGCUUGGGAUUGAGAAGAGCAAAGUCUCAGAACUAUGCAACCUGCUUUAUAAGAACUAUGGGACAACGAUGGCUGGAUUGAGGGCAAUUGGUUAUUCUUUCAACUACGAUGAUUACCACAGUUUUGUGCAUGGGAGAUUACCUUAUGAGAAGCUGAAGCCGGAUCCCAUCCUUAAGCAUCUUCUACUCGGCCUGCCAAUUCGUAAAGUUAUAUUCACCAACGCCGACAAAGUUCAUGCCGCCAGAGUGCUGAGCAGGCUCGGAUUGGAGGAUUGUUUUGAAGGAAUUAUAUGUUUUGAGAGCCUUAAUGAUCCCAAUUGCGAAUCCUGCUGCGCAACCAAACUAUUCGACAUUUUGGAGCACUCUGCUAGGCCUAUUGCUGGUGUAGCGCUCCCAAAGACACCAGUUCUUUGCAAACCGUCAGAGUCUGCCAUGGAGCUUGCUCUUAAACUGGCUAAUAUUGAUCCUAAAAGAGCUAUCUUCUUCGAUGAUAGCGUGAGGAAUAUACAAGCAGCUAAGCGGAUAGGUCUCGGCACAGUGCUGGUGGGUUAUUCGCAUGGGGUUAAGGGCGCAGAUCACGUCCUUGAGAGUAUCCAUAACAUUAGAGAAGCACUGUCUGAGUUUUGGGAAGAAGAUGAGAAGUCAGAAGAUGUGCUGUAUCAGAACAAUAUAGCAAUAGCGACCACGGUUACAGCUUGAUUAAUUUCAUUAAAUUGCAGUUUUUUCCGGUUACUACUAUAUGUAUAAGUUGGAUAGGAAGGGGAUAAAUAUAUAUAUAUAUAUAUAUAUAUAUAUAUCAUUGCAGGAUUUUGGUAUCUCUCAGUUCUCAUUGUAAUAUAAAUAACUAAUUAGAUCAAGUUCUCUUCGCUUUUGUGCCGCUUCUUUUGAUAUGAUC
Messenger RNA from Phalaenopsis equestris, 1176 nucleotides. RefSeq lists its product as uncharacterized. The transcript has 9 exons. The record is from RefSeq and is a predicted model, not a curated record. Lineage: Eukaryota; Viridiplantae; Streptophyta; Magnoliopsida; Asparagales; Orchidaceae. Bases 141 to 980 code for a protein of 279 amino acids.